CACGUUUGUCAAUGAAUCACCAUCCUCCAGAUACUGUGCCUCUCUCAAUUGUCGACCGAUCGCCCCUAAGACUACUCUCCCUCCCACGUCCUCCCCGCUUUUACUCCUCCUCGCACCUAUACGACACGUGCCCCUGCUCAUCCUUGCGCGUUCCUUUUGCGCAUGAUAAGACGUGCCUUUGUCCGGCAAGUCUCGACUGCAGCAAGACAUGCAUCGACUUCAACAAAGGCGCGGCGUACAUCGCGCGGACCUUCCGGUCGCUCUACCCGUGUCGACAUUGUCAACGAGGAACUAUGUGAUACUGUCUUGAGUCGUCUAAGGACUACCUUUCCUACACCGCACACCUGCGAUAUCAUCGAUGUCAAUCCCGGGAUAGGCCUCUGGUCUCGGAAACUUCAUAGUGCAAUACAACCUCGACGCCAUGUUCUCGUCGAACCCAACUUCUCCGCGUACUCCGAAUAUCUGAGUCCAUUGAUUGACCAGAAGGAUUCAAAGUUUCGGCAUACAGCAUUGCUUGAGGAUGCCUACGAUCCUAGUAGCGAAUUGCUAUCCCACUAUCCGACCGACGGGGAGAGCAGACUGCGCCUCAACUCCACCCUUCUGAUGACAGUGAAUCUCUCGGGAGGACAUCUCAGCACGGCGCUUUACAAAGGCACCCCAGCACGGAAGUUCUUUGCUGAUCUGCAGUGGUCUCUUUGGAAGAUAAGGAACAAUAUCUCCCGCUACGGUCUUAUACGAGUUUUGGCCUGGGUGUCGGAUGAUGAGAAGGAUGCCUAUAUCCCAAGGACGGUGACUGCGCGCCGAAAGCAGGCCGUCUUGUUGGAGGGCAGCUCGAUCAUCAAGGAACUCGCUGGUGCUUCCGUGACCAGCAGGCCCAGCUUCCUCAGAAAAUGGCGUGAGAUUGAGGUAGAUGAGCUUGCUCGCGUUGCCGCCUUGGAGGAAGCAGGAGGUAUGACGCUACCCAAUAAGAGACGUCAAAAGGUAGCGCCUCCAGAUCUUCUCAGCAUGAAGCCUAGCCCGGAAGCUCUGCGAAAGGGCCACCAUUCCUCUGAUGCAUCUUGGGUCGCGGAGUUUGUUGAGUUGGACAGCAAAUUGCGAACGGAGCAGCCGGAGUGGUACGCGAAGAUGGCGUCUGGGGAGCUUCGUUGGCGUCACAUGAUGGAUCCCAAGCAAAAAGACCAGCAAUUGUGGCGGAAGCUACUCAGAGCUGCGACUACUCGACACACGACUCACAUGAAGGCUGUCGACUUGGUUCUAGAACAAAGAGACCUUGACACAAAAUGGAGGCAGAUGCUAGCUUCGUCAGAGACCCUGGGACGCCAUGAGCAUUCUCUGAAGGAACAAGCCGAGGACCUCAAGAACCGCAUCUCGAAGCUGAGCCGGACAAACCGAGCCUUCGCAGAAAAGGCCAUCGACGACUAUCGGGCACUGGACAUGACUCCACCAGCAAUGUCCUGGAAUCGGCGUCAGAUGGAGCCUGUCCUAGUACAUUCCAAAGACUUUCAGCCCGCCGACAAACCACUAGCAUUGCUAGAUGUCACGCCACGAACAGACUUCUUCACAAGAUUCGACACGUACGACAAGAUGGUCUUCUUCGCUCAUGUUGUGAGAACUCUCUGGUUCAAUUCUGGCAAAAGCGUCCACGACGCUUUGAAGGUGCUUGUUCAUGAAGGUAUGGAUGAGUUUGUCAAGACUGUUCCACAGAUUCAUGACCCCUCGCAGGGUGGUUGGUAUGAUUUGUCUGCUGUGAGGGUGCGGUCACUUCCUGUGGAGAUGGUUAUUGAGAUCGCGCUCGCGUAUAUCAGAUGGCCUUUCCGCCAGUCUGCGGACAGUAUACUCAUGUUCGGUCAGGAUCCGCAGGCUGCAUAUAGUCUGGGCGAUGAUGACUGAUAACUUGUUGUGCCUGCCCCGUGUGUACUCUAUAUUAGCGGUGGGAAGAGAAAGGAUAGGAGUGAUUAUUGCCUCAACCCCACGCCUCACAUGUGCUUGUGAUCACGCUCAAACCCAUUCCCAUU
Messenger RNA from Exophiala viscosa, 2015 nucleotides. RefSeq lists its product as uncharacterized. NCBI's taxonomy places the organism in Eukaryota, Fungi, Ascomycota, Eurotiomycetes, Chaetothyriales, Herpotrichiellaceae. The transcript is spliced from 2 exons. The record is from RefSeq and is a predicted model, not a curated record. Bases 163 to 1890 code for a protein of 575 amino acids.